Messenger RNA from Lolium rigidum, 2180 nucleotides. RefSeq names its product LEAF RUST 10 DISEASE-RESISTANCE LOCUS RECEPTOR-LIKE PROTEIN KINASE-like 1.2. The transcript has 4 exons. Gene Ontology annotation, molecular function: protein kinase activity; polysaccharide binding; ATP binding. The record is from RefSeq and is a predicted model, not a curated record. Gene Ontology annotation, biological process: protein phosphorylation. The coding region runs from base 59 to 2032 and encodes 657 amino acids. NCBI's taxonomy places the organism in Eukaryota, Viridiplantae, Streptophyta, Magnoliopsida, Poales, Poaceae.
UCUACGCACGAGCGCGCGCAGAUGCAAACGACAUCCAUCUCUUUCCUCCUUCCACACGAUGCCCAUGCUUUGGCUGCUUCUCCUCCAGCUCGCCUCCGUUCUGCGCUCAGCCAGCGGCAGCGGCAACACGAGCUGCACGGAGGAGUCAUGCGGCGACCUGACCAUCAGGUUCCCCUUCUCCCUCGCCGGCGCGCAGCCGCUCUACUGCGGUUACCCGGUCUUCGACCUCACCUGCGACGCCGGUCGUGGCCAGGCGUACCUGAGCAGGACGUUCAGGGAGCGCCUCUUCCACGUCGCCGACAUAUCCUACGCAAGCAACACCAUGGUGGCCGCCAUCGCCGGCAACGGCGGCUGCCCCGUCCCCGACUUCAACGUGUCAGGCAGCCUCGCCCUCUUCCCGUUCACGAUCAGCGCGGCCAACAAUCGCCUCGUGUUCUUCUACGACUGCCAGGUGCCGCCCGAGUUCCGGCUGCCGCUGCUGCCGCGGCUGUGUGGCAACCGCACGGUAGGAGCUUACAUUUCCGGUUCUUGGGGCGAAGGGGACACGCUGCCGCGGGGUAUCCCGGCGAACUGCAGCUCGGUGAGCGUUCCAGUGCGUGGCGGAAUGGAGCCGGUUAAUCUGCUGUACUAUGAGCUGCUGAUGGCCGACGGGUUCCUCCUGGACCUGCCGCCGCAGCUAGGAGACUGCGAUGGCUGCAGACGGGUGAGCGGGGAGUGCAGGUUGAAUCGACUACUCUCCUUCAUGUGCGUCUGCCCCGACGGGAAGCUCUGCCCCAGUUUUGCCCAAUCCAACUCAACUACUCAUCCAGAUAGAGGAAAUUUUAAGCUCAAGAUCAUUGGGACAGGAAUCGCAACGGCUCUGCUUAGUCUCGUUGUACUGAGCAUUGUCUGCAUGGUCCACAAUGUCCGAAGGAAGAGAAAGCGAUCUACUUCACUUGAUGGUCUCACCAUCGAUGGAGGCUCGCCGCUAGCAUCACCCAAGAAGGAGUUCACCCUCGCAGGUUCACUGCUUACCCAUAUCUUCACCUACGAGGAGCUUGACAAGGCCACUGACGGCUUUAGCAACACACGUGUGCUUGGGUCCGGUGGUUUUGGGACAGUCUACAAAGGGAUUCUCCGGGACGGCAGCGUGGUGGCGGUAAAGCGCCUGUACAAGAACAGUUACAAGAGUGUGGAGCAGUUCGAAAACGAGGUGGAUAUCCUCUCGCGGCUGCGCCACCCCAACCUGGUCGCGUUCUAUGGCUGCAACUCCUCCUCCCAGGGCAGCUGCUGCCGCGACCUCCUCCUCGCCUAUGAGUUCGUCCCUAAUGGCACCCUCGCUGACCAUCUCCACUGCGGCGGUGAGGCGCCCCUCCUCGCAUGGCCAACCCGCCUCAAUAUCGCCGUCGAGGUGGCUGGUGCGCUGGCCUAUCUUCAUGCGCGCCAGGUCCUGCACCGUGAUGUCAAGACCAGCAACAUCCUCCUCGACGAAGAGUUCCAUGUGAAGCUGGCUGACUUCGGGCUGUCCCGGCUGUUCGCUGCCGAUGCCACCCACGUCUCGACGGCGCCGCAGGGCACGCCGGGAUACGUCGACCCAGCGUACCACCACAGGUACCAGCUCACCGACAAGAGCGACGUGUACAGUUUCGGCGUGGUGCUCGUGGAACUCAUCUCCUCCAAGCCGGCGGUGGACAUGACCAGGGCCGGCGCCGACGUGAACCUGGCCAGCAUGGCCGUGCGCAUGAUACAGUGCUGCGAGAUAGACCGGCUGGUGGACCCACGGCUCGGGUACGGGUCGGCGAGCGAGACGAUGAAGACGGUGGACCUCGUGGCCGAGGUAGCAUUCCGGUGCCUGCAGCCGGAGCAGGACGUGCGGCCGUGCAUCAGUGAGGUGUUGGACGUGCUCAGAGAGGCGCACCAGAGGAUGAUGGAGAAGGAAGGCUGCGCCAAUAGGGAUGACAUAGUGUUGCUGAAGAAGAGCAGGGACGCCUCGCCUGACUCCGUCAUGCACCAGUGGAUCAGUCCAGCCACGACCUUUAAUCACAGCACCUGACACUAGCUGUUCACCAAGUUAAUUAUUGGACGUAUGUUGAUCUAUGCAUCUAAUUUACUGGGAACUACAUAUGUACUUAGCAGCCACAAAAAUUAAAAUUGGUAUGAAGUUGCUGGCACAUUCGAAGAAUUAUAUUGUCCAAAGUAAA